CAAGUUUUUGCGCAAAAGCGGUAGCUUUUGCAGAACAACUUGCUAGUCUAGACGCAGCCUCAGUGUUUUCUUAAACACACAAACAUGCAGACUGCAGAGUUUGUGGUUUGUGCCCAUUUAUGCCUACAAAAAGAAGAUCACCCUUUUCAAAAUGUCUGAAGACUGAUUGUCUUUUGUGCAGGUAUUUACUACCACGUGAAAACCUUCCUCUCCAGGGACACUGCAGGAAAGGCCAUUGGCAACCACUAGCAACCAAUCUACUUCAAAAGCCAAGGAAAACAUAACUCAACUGGCUCCCGUGAUUCAGCCAUGAGAGACGUAAUGUCCCUGGUUCUGAGGAGCUGGCAGCUGUGGUUUGAGCGUAGAGCAGAGAGAAAGCUCUACGCAUUAGACAGGUUCCUAUGGGACACAGAGAGGAAAAGGUGUGAAUUCGCAGUGACUCAAAUUACUUCUCAGCUCUAGAAGUGACACAUCGCUUUACCUGAAACCUAGGACUCUUUCCGAAACUAAAUCAGUUCCUUCUGAACAAGUAACUUGUAACUUCCACUGCCCUGGUUUUUCCUCCUGGCUUGCAUAACUAGAGACUUUACAGCCUAUGAGAUAGUGUAUUGUCAUCUGAAUAUUUGCAUGGUCUGAGGUCCUCACCUACCUCAUUUAAAUUGUAAUUGGUUUGCACAAGAGAGACCCGCCCAAAAUUUUCUCUAUAAAUGGUGUUUCAAGCACAGCUUCAAGCCUCAUCAUACAAGAUUGGCCAGAGUACCGGACGCGAGUGGCAGAAUAGCAAGAAACCAUGGCUGGUCUACAAUUAAUCAAGAUCGACUGGCAGAAAGAAGCAAAUCGGCGCAAACACCAUACCAACGAAUACGACAGCACAGACCUCAUUGUGAGGAGAGAACAGCCCUUCUCCAUCACAGCGACCUGCAACAGAGCACUGAAGUCUGGAGAGAGCUUCAAGUUCACUGCAGAGACAGGGCCAAAACCAUCACUGAAAGCUAAGACCCAGGCUGUAUUCAGCAUCUCCAGCACAGCAAGCAAUGGUACCUGGAGCGCAGUCCAACAAUCCACCGAGUCCAGCUCCGUCACCAUCUCUAUUUACUGUCCAGCCAAUGCUGCCAUCGGACGCUACAAACUGAGCGUGCAGCCUACCUCAGGGGGAAAUGCCUCCCAGGGGAUCGUCGGAACUUUUGUUCUACUCUAUAACCCCUGGUCUCAAGGAGAUGAUGUGUUUAUGCCUAACAAUGCUGAACGCCAAGAGUACGUGAUGGAAGAGUUUGGGAUGGUUUUUACAGGCAACGCAAACCGCAUUAACAGUUCUGGUUGGAACUAUGGCCAGUUUCAAGAAGGCAUUCUGGAUAUUUGCCUCGCCUCGCUGGAUAAAAGCCUAAACUACCGUAGAGACCCUGCCACCGAUGUGUCUCGCAGAAAUGAUCCCAAGUACGUGGGCCGUGUGCUCAGUGCCAUGGUAAACAGUAAUGAUGAUAAUGGGGUGCUGGAGGGAAACUGGAGUGGAGAUUACCGUGGCGGAACAAGUCCCAGCAGCUGGAACGGAAGCGUUGAAAUCCUGAAAAAGUGGAACGCUGCGGGAUUUAAACCUGUCAAAUACGGACAAUGCUGGGUUUUUGCAUCAGUGCUGACCACAGUGCUCAGAUGUCUGGGGAUUCCUACUCGUAUGAUUUCAAAUUUCAACUCUGCCCAUGAUGCCGAUAAAAACCUGAGUGUGGAUGAAUAUUAUGAUGAAUCUGGAAAUCCUCUGAGAAUGGGAGGUGACAGCGUCUGGAAUUUCCAUGUCUGGAAUGAAAGCUGGUUUACCCGAAAGGACCUCGGAUCCUCCUACAACGGAUGGCAAAUUCUGGAUGCGACCCCCCAGGAGAGAAGCGCAGGGGUAUUCCAGUGUGGUCCUGCCUCACUUACGGCCAUCAAAGAAGGAGAUGUAGACCUGGACUAUGACGCUCCAUUUAUAUUUGCUGAGGUGAAUGCAGACCGGAUCACCUGGUCGUACAACACCAGUACUACAGAAAAAAAACGCAUCUAUUCCUACACCAAGUCAAUUGGCCAUUCCAUCAGCACCAAGGCAGUAGGCAGUUACGACCGUGUAGAUGUCACUAAUGAUUACAAAUAUGAAGAAGGCUCUGAGAAGGAAAGAGAGGUGUAUCAAAAGGCUGUCGGAAAGCUGCAUGUAGGACGUGGUUUUGCUGGCAGAUCCAUGAAGCAUGAAGAGAUUGUUCCAAAUCCUGAAAUCUCUGGGAAGUUCGAGGUGGAUGGAGCCUUCAAGGUUGGCAAAGAUGUCAAACUAACCUUGCUUCUCAGUAAUUUGACCUCUGAGGCUAAGAAUAUAAAGGUAAAUAUGACUGCUUGGACCACUGUGUACACCAGGAAGCCAAUUCAUGAGGUGUGGAAGGACUCCGUAUCAGCUACUCUUGCUUCUAAAGAAGAGAAACGGUUUCCCAUUAAGAUAGCGUAUGCCGAGUACCAGCAACAUUUAACUAGCGACAACAUGCUGCGAGUGAUUGCUCUGUGUCAAGAAGAAAAUGGGAUUGAAGUGGUGGUGGAAAGGAACAUUGUUCUGGAGAACCCUGAGCUUCUCAUACAGGUGGUCGGUGAUGCCAAGGUGAAUGAACCAGUGAAUGUGGAAGUGAUAUUUACCAAUCCUCUCGACCAAGAGGUGAAAGACUGCACCCUGCAGGCAGAAGGCAGCGACCUGCUGAAAGGAAAGCUCAAGAUAGAAAUGCCCCCACUAAAGCCCAAGCAGAGCUCCAAAGUGCCGUUUGAGAUCUUUCCCACCAAGACUGGAACCAAGCAGCUGCUCGUUAAUUUCUCCAGUGACAAGUUUACGGGUGUCAAAGCCUUUGAGACCAUAAAUGUGGCCAACUGAUUGUAGAUGUGCAGUGGUCAGUUUGGCUGUGUAAUCUUGAGAGAAAUCAUGCAAGAAAGCUCCUAUCUUCUAUGAACAAUCAGUGACCCAUCCAUUUCUGUGACAGAAACAAAAGCCACAGCCUGUCUGACAAGAAUGAUCCUGUUGCAUAGUUAUACAUUCCAACAAACAAUGAGGCAGGGAUUCUACAUAGUAGUAUAAAUGUUCAUAUUUUAAAUAUACUGUCUGAA
This is a messenger RNA of Pelodiscus sinensis (Chinese soft-shelled turtle), 3102 nucleotides long. Its product is annotated as protein-glutamine gamma-glutamyltransferase E-like. Gene Ontology annotation, biological process: peptide cross-linking. Lineage: Eukaryota; Metazoa; Chordata; Testudines; Trionychidae. Gene Ontology annotation, molecular function: protein-glutamine gamma-glutamyltransferase activity. The record is from RefSeq and is a predicted model, not a curated record.